AAUAUAUUUACAGUGAGUUUUCUAAUCCGUUGCAAACUUAUGAACACUACAUAAAUCUCUCUCUCGCGGAAGCGAAUUAGCUAAAGUUCUCUCUCGUUGAGAAAAAGGUCCAUUUUUUUCCACCUCCGAGCUGCAUGACCAUGGGCUUCCCAGCUGGGUACAGUGUGGUUUUCUUCCACGCACUUUCCGUUCUGGAUUUCAUAAGAAGUUUCAUUUUCUUGCUCUCUCACUUCUUGGGUCUCUCAGACUUCCUCAAAACCUACUCAAUUCGGCCGGUUGACGAGGCCCGGAUGCCUGAACACAAACCCAAACUUGUGUUCGCGCUCCUGAUCCAGGAAUUCCUGCCCGUGAUGAAGUUCCAGGACCUGGCGGAGUCUGCCCGCCCCGGGGACCUGCCGGAAAGCUGUGCGGUUUGUCUGUACGAGUUCGAGGGUGGGGAAGAGAUAAGAUGGUUGAGGAAUUGCAGGCACAUUUUCCACCGGACUUGUCUGGACCAAUGGAUGGACCAUGAUAGAAAAACUUGUCCUCUGUGUAGGACCCAGUUUGUGCCUGAGGAGAUGAAGGAUGAGUUCAAUCGACGGCUUUGGACUGCUUCCGGUCAUGGGCCUGAUCUUUACAGUGAGUAGUCAUGAUACAGUCCUGUACGAGGGUUUUUUGUACGGUGGGUGUCAUUGAAUUGAACAUUUUGUAAUGUAAAUAUACAUCUAUGCAUAACAAAAAUCAAUAAAUUCAUGUUAUGUAAAUUAAACCAUUUGAAACCAACAAAAAA
Messenger RNA from Carya illinoinensis, 769 nucleotides. RefSeq names its product brassinosteroid-responsive RING protein 1-like. The transcript has a single exon. Gene Ontology annotation, molecular function: ubiquitin protein ligase activity; zinc ion binding. Gene Ontology annotation, biological process: protein ubiquitination. The coding region runs from base 135 to 626 and encodes 163 amino acids. The record is from RefSeq and is a predicted model, not a curated record. Lineage: Eukaryota; Viridiplantae; Streptophyta; Magnoliopsida; Fagales; Juglandaceae.